Molecule: messenger RNA, 599 nt
Organism: Colletotrichum navitas
Lineage: Eukaryota; Fungi; Ascomycota; Sordariomycetes; Glomerellales; Glomerellaceae
Exons: 2
Coding region: 322-579 (85 amino acids)
Source: RefSeq, a predicted model, not a curated record
UCUCAAUUCAGGAGUUGGAGCAGCUAUCUCAGAAUCACCCAAUUAAUUCUUCAAAAGUUAUUGAUUGCUUUAGCUUCGAUUUCAGUCGAUCCAAGUCCACGCCGGCAGAAAGUGUAAGUAGAUUCUAGCUGUCAACGAAGACACCACGGCGCUGACUGUCUCCGAAGUUGAGAAGCUUCACACAUUGGCCCAAAAUGGAUCAUUGGUGUGAUGAACCAGCGAUAGGUUAAAUGUUUGAAUUUAUUUUGCACUGAAUAAGAGAGUUGUUUGGUAAUCAAUUUCUCAUUUGCACCAUCCUUCCCGUCAUAGCGCCAAUGUCAGAUGGGCAGCUCUCUGAGACGGCUCCAGAAUUUUCAAGUCUCGCGUCAGGAAAUCCGCUUGGGAUUCAUUACAGAUAAUGGCUUAGACAUUAUUGACUCGCAGACUAGGCCAGGACAGAACGGCUUACCGUCGAUCAUGUGGCAAUGGCACUCCGCAAAUGGGGCGGCAGCCGAGAGGGUUGCAAAGACUGCAGCAAUUGCGGGGAUAAAAAACUUCAUGGCGAAAAUAACGGUGCUGAUUUUCUAUAUUGAGCUCUGAGGAUCAAUGUUGUAUCAAGA